AUGUUAUACUUCUUAUAAUCAAUAGAUCAAUUUGGGGUUGAGUAAAAACUAUAAAUUCCUCCUAUUAAUCCCACAUAAAAAAGCGCUUUAGGUGGAUUAAUAACUCUUACUUUAUAUGGAAUUAGCUUAGGAUAUUUUAUAUUCCAAUUUAUCGAUUGGCAGUCAAAUCAUAAACUUCCUAAAAUUACUUCUCUUUAAUAAUAGAUUGAAGCAGAUUAAACUAUUUUAUAAAGAGGAGUAUUUUUUGAGAUUUGUUAUUUUAAAAAACUGAAUAAUUCAAUAGAUCCUUUUAAUCCGAAAUAAUUGAUCUAUAAUCCAAUUUUCUAGUUGAUACCAAAUAAUUGGGAUCACGUAAAAUUCCGAUCAUUAUUUAUAGACAUAAAACAUAACUCUUCGUUUUUAGUAAGAAUAAUCAGAAAAUGGAAAAAUUAUCAAUAAAUUUUAUGUUGAAGAUAUAAAAAUUUCAAAAUCUCCUCUAGAAUUAUCUCAAAUAAAUUCUGUUGACUAUUAAUUAUUACUUGGAUUUUGCAGAUAAAAUCAAUUAAGUGAAGGGCAAUAAUGUGCUGAUGAAGACACAAUAAAUGAAUUUUAUAAAUAAGAAAACUUUUUUCAAGUUUAAUUAUUUAUUGAAUAAUUCGAUCCAAAAGCAAAACAAUUCAAAAAAGUUCCUAAAUCUUAUGUUUUAGAUAUGAUGCCAGGUUAGCUUUUUUAUAAUUAAUUUACAUUGUAAGUUGGUGAAUUGGAAUUAGAUGAUGGAUUUUUAUUUCCAAACUCAAAUGAGUACACAUAUCUAUCUGAUUUCUAAUUUAUAAGUUCAACUCAUGAUAAGGCAUAUUCAAAAAAAUAUUAUGGAGAAGAAUUAAUUUCAAUUUUAUAUUUUACUUUAGAUGAAAUAAAAAUAGUUAAUAGUGUUGAAUAUCCAAAAAUAUCAGAAAUAUUAGCAGACACUGGAUCAAUUAUAUCUUCGAUACUUUCAAUAUCUUUUUUAGUUUCAAAAUAUAAUGAGAAUAUUUGCUUGUAAAAAGCCUAAAGAGAGAUAAUUAGUAUGUAUUAUCAUGAUUUUAUUGAUUUUUAAAUAAAAAAGAAUUGGUUGGGUAAAAUCAUCGGUGUUAAUUUCAAAGGAAGAGAUUAUGAUCCUUAAAAAUCAGAAGAAAUUUUGAAUAAAUUACAUCAAAUAGCAAUUGCAAAAAUGAAUUAUUUAAAUUUAUAAAAUGAAGUAGCCAAGUAAGUAUAUUAUAAAUUACAUAAGAUUAUAGAUAAUUAUAUAAGAACAUUUAGGAUUACAAUAAAUUAAAAAAUAUUUAGAAUCAAAAUAUAAAUUAGAAAAUUUAUUUGAAAAAAUAGGAGUACCUGAAAAAAACAUUUAGUCUAUCAAUUAAAUAGUAUUUGAAUUAUUUAUAACAAGCUUCCAUCUGACCAACAAUAUAUGAGAAAUCCGCAACAAUAAGUGAGUUCUGAAACAGAAAUAUUAUAACAAAAAGAGAAUAAUUUAGAUUAAGAAUUAGAUGAAAGAAUCUAGUUAUUAAUUAAUAAAAAUAUCAGAAAAUUACAAUAGCAUGAUACUAAAAUUUAAGAACAAUAAGAUAGUUCACAAAAUUUAAAUAUUAAUUUAUAGGUGAUAAACCUUGAAUAAUCAUAAACAUCCCUAAAAUGA
Paramecium pentaurelia is the source of this 1654-nucleotide messenger RNA. Lineage: Eukaryota; Ciliophora; Oligohymenophorea; Peniculida; Parameciidae. The record is from the annotation of a GenBank genome assembly.